CCGUGGCCCGUGCACUGCGCGGCCCACGUAAAUAUGGGCCGGUAACGGGCCAGCGCUACCGCAGCAUGUUUUCUCCGUGACGGUUGACGACGAGUCGACGACGACGAGACGGCACGGUAGUACACGAGGAGACGACAGCGGCAGCUAGCCUAAAGCGGACCUGUCAAUGUCUGAACCUCCUCAUUUCCACCUCCUCCACCCGGACUCGGCAGCCACCGCUCAUCCGCCCGUUCCUCGCCGACGCCGUCCCUCCCACAGACCGGUGUGAGGCUCCAGGUGAAGGAGCCGCUUCUCCCUCCCAGUCUCAUGACAGACAGAAGUGAUGGACCAAUAGGUAGGCUUCCAGAGCAUCUUCUUGUAGAAAUAUUCGUUCAUGUACCGGUCUGCGAGUGGGUACAAAUUGCAUGUGUCAACAAGCAGUGGGCAAGCAUAUUUCAAGGAGAUAGCUUGUGGCAAACUGCUAUUGCAAGGAACUGGCCAUCUGCUGGUCUUCGGAAACGCUGGCCUGGGCCAAUACCCAGAGGUUCUGCGAGGAGGAGAUUUCAAGCACUAUAUGUCAGUGAGAACUUAGUCCCAUCUGGUGGGGAGAUUGAUGAGCUUGUUGGUCACACUUAUCUCUACUUAAAAGAACAACUUGAGCACCCUGCCAUGCCUCCUUCCAGCAUACUUCAUGGCACAAUCAUUGCUAUGCCUGUCUCCAUAAGAAGAGCUAAUGGAUCUGUAUGUUCUUUUAAGAAAGUAUCAACUUCUCCAGUUAAAGAUCAGUUCAUUGCUUGUGGCAAGACAGGAGAAAAGGCUCAUGAUCUUGCUUCAAAAAUAUGGCUUGCGGUCAUUGACGGCUUGGAAGAAAACCAGCAAACAUUCUUGCUGUUAAAACACCUCGCACGAGAAGGAGAAUUCUUCCUUCCAUUUCCGUACUCUAGAUCAUACAAGGUACUAUGGCGGGUGUUUGACAAGCUGUUCACCGACUUCCGUGACUGUUUCAGCGGUGCUGAUUAUCAUGAUGCGCUGUCAACUGCCAAGUCUAGGUUUCAGCCAGUACCCUCAACAUGGCUUGGCCAUUAGCGCACAUUUGUUGCUCUUGUUGUGCACUUUGCGUUGUCCUGGAUAAAAGUAGCGAUACACUUUCCAAAAGGCAAAGUCUGGUGCCAAAGAGCGGCAAUUCCAGUGGACGAUUCAUGUACAUAUAGCAUCUUGACAACUUCAAGAACAUUAAACUGCUGUUUGAGUGGAAAUACCCCUGUUUUCUGUGAGUUCUUGAAACUGCUUCUAUACAAGUCACCGUUUGCUCAGUUACUUCAGUGUA
Molecule: messenger RNA, 1306 nt
Organism: Panicum virgatum (switchgrass)
Lineage: Eukaryota; Viridiplantae; Streptophyta; Magnoliopsida; Poales; Poaceae
Exons: 6
Coding region: 307-1065 (252 amino acids)
Molecular function (GO): protein binding
Source: RefSeq, a predicted model, not a curated record